Ilex paraguariensis (yerba mate) is the source of this 1251-nucleotide messenger RNA. The record is from the annotation of a GenBank genome assembly. NCBI's taxonomy places the organism in Eukaryota, Viridiplantae, Streptophyta, Magnoliopsida, Aquifoliales, Aquifoliaceae.
AUGUUGUUCUUUUCAGCAUUCCAAAAUAAAAACCAGCAUAUUUCAGAUGUAAAUUCUUCUGUGAAUAGCACAAUUUCUCCACCCUAUGCUCAUCCCAGUUCAAGCCUAUCUGUGAUUGCUGGUAGUACGUCACUCACGUCAGAUUACGGUAGUGAUACUGCAUAUGAGACAUCUGAGAUCGGAACCCCAAGCCUUGGAAGGGAUAACAACUCCGAAGUUGGAAAGGAGGAGGAUCUGUCACUGGAUGAAGAUUUGACAAGCCCAAUAGAGAAACUUGUGAAGUAUGGCCUCUCUAAUAUUGGUGAGGGAUUGUUUACGGGACAGGCUAUUUUAGAGCAGCUUGAAGGCUUUUCUAGGCAUAAAGUGCAUACCAGAGAUAUAGAUACUGUUAUAGAGAAUUAUUCAAAUAAUGGAAAUGCUUCUAAAGCUGCUUAUCUUGCUGGAGGUACUACAGAAAUCUUGUCUGGGCCAGAGCACGGUAAGGUGCUUCAUCAUGCUCGAAAGCAUUCAGCUGAGAGUAUUGGGAGUGACAUGAGUUCUCAAAGAGAAAGUGAAUCAUCAAAUUCGGCAUAUCCCAAUUCUUUUGCGGAUGGUCCCCUUGUCCUUUCUAGAGGUGCAGAGGUUUCGAAAACCACGGAAAUUUCAGGCCACCUGGAGUUACAAUUCCCAAAUGAUUUACAAUUGGUUCUUCCGCUAGAUCAACGCCAGAAAAUGAACAGGUAUCUUCUUUCGAUGCAGCAGAGACUGGUUACAGCAAAAACUGACAUGGAGGAUCUUAUAUCAAGAUUUCAUCAAGAAAUAGCUGUGAAAGACUACCUUUCUACAAAGGUAAAUGAUUUGGAAGUGGAACUUGAAACUACUAAGCAAAAAAGUAAAGAAAAGCUGCAGCAAGCUAUAUUGAUUGAAAGAGAGAGAUUUACCCAAAUGCAAUGGGAUAUGGAGGAACUUCGGCAUCAGUCAUUGGAAAUGGAGUUGAAAAUAAAGUCUGAAAAGGGAGAAAAGCCAGACACAGAAUCAACGAAUGUAUCUGUGGUUCAGGAGAAAGAUUUGUUGCUGCAGGAGUUGCAUGCUAGUAAACAGCAGCUUGAGGACUUGCUGAAGGGACAUCAAGAGCUAGAAGUGAAGUCAAAGGCAGAUAUUAAAGUUCUUGUUAAAGAGGUUAAAUCUCUCAGAAGUUCUAAAGCAGAAUUGAGGCAGCAGCUUGAUGAAUUGCAUAGGGAAAAAUCUGAGGCAGAGGUAGUCUGUCACUAA